Adineta steineri is the source of this 1227-nucleotide messenger RNA. The record is from the annotation of a GenBank genome assembly. Lineage: Eukaryota; Metazoa; Rotifera; Eurotatoria; Adinetida; Adinetidae.
AUGACACUGAAUAUGUUCGAGAAUGUUCAUAAGCCUAAUCCGUCUGAUGAAGAAUUGAAUGCUCAACGAAAAUGGACACGUGCAUACAUCGUCGUAUUAAUCGUAAUAAUGGCUAGUGUCAGUUAUAUUACCAUGCUGUCUUAUCAAACAGUUACAACCAUUGUGUACAAACCAACAUUAGAUGAAUAUGCAAAUCUACCAAAGUCAGCUGAUUGUCUUUGCACCAACCUGUCUAUUCCUUAUCACACUUUCAUUAAUUUUAAUCCACAAUUUUACGAAGUAUGCAAAAGCCAUUUUAUUAAACUAAAUGGUGGAUGGAUGUCAUUACUUUAUAAGUCGUAUACAGAUCAACAAGAUAAUAAACGAAACCUUCGUACAUUUCAAGGUAUGGCAAUAUUUCAUUUUCAGGCAAUACAGGCAAUGUGCAGAAUGGUUAUAAUGGCUGUCAACAAUGAACUUACACUCUUUCUGAACUCUACUUUAACCACUGUUGAAAUACUUGAAUCAGAUUUAUUUGAAAAGAAAAUAAAUACUACUAUCAACAGUUUUUGCUUAAAUACGAUGCGCUCAAAUUUUCUUUAUUCGUUACAAUGGAUUCGAAAUAUGUACUCUGGAAAUGGUCUAAUUUCAGCACUUGCUACAAACUGGUAUCCAGUGAUUGCAUUUGAGGCAACUAUUGGAACGAUCUAUAUGAAAGCUCAAAAAUAUAAUCUAUCAUCAUGUAAUUGUGCGACAAUGCCAGGUUGUGUGGAACCGAUGUCUCUUGAAUUGAACUCAGGAUCCAACUGGACAGUGCCAGGAAUGAUGAUUGGUUGUUUACCUCUUGAAUCAAUGCUUGAGUCAACAUUAGAAUGUAUAUAUGAUCAAGAUUGUCUCGAUACAAUAACUGAAACGUUAUUGGCUAAGUCGAUACGAGCGCUUUCCUCUACUCAAACUCGCUUUAAACCAAUUAACACGACAAAACUUAUAACAACUGCUAGUGAACUAUUUAUCGAAGAUUGGGGUGUUAAAUUUUCUUACGAAAAGUAUUUUGCUAGUUGUCAACCUAAAACUUGCUCGUAUGUAUCGUCAGAACGAUUCCAUAUUAUAACUUCUAUGAGUACAAUUUUCACCAUCUAUGGUGGUAUCUGUAUUUUACUUCGAUUUAUUAUUCCGAUUGGAUUUAAAUUUGCAUAUAAAUGUUUUUCUCGACGAAAUAGACAAGUUACAGCAAUGGAUACUACUUAA